Messenger RNA from Aegilops tauschii subsp. strangulata, 1300 nucleotides. Lineage: Eukaryota; Viridiplantae; Streptophyta; Magnoliopsida; Poales; Poaceae. The record is from RefSeq and is a predicted model, not a curated record.
AUGGUCGUUGUGCCUUGCCGACGUGCUCCUCGCCUGCCACACUCCGUCGGGUGCCGCGUGGAAGCCACGUCCAAGGCUCCUAGCAGCGCCUCCACGUUACUCCGACGAGAACCGCCCCGCCUCUCCUCGUGGUCGCCCGCGGUGAUGGUCGCGCGCGUGCUCCUGCUGGACCCGACAGUGGGCUCCCUGCAGGUGACGACCUCCUGCCCAUGGGAUUAUCUUAAUAUGUGCUAUCCCUGUCCUGUGGCUGAUCCCUCCCGGCAACCCAGGCCCUACAUCCAGCGACCGCGACUUUCUCGGCUACAUCUUCCACAAUGGCUCCGCCUCCUGGCGCAGCGGCCGUGGAGAGCUCACCCUCCCACGGCUCCCCAACCUGCGGCGCCCUACCAGUUCUGCCUCUUCCGCUGGCACCCCAAAGAGCACUCCUACCACCACGUCGACCACAACGGUAACCCGCUCCCCCAUGGCCGCCACCGCGUCGCCCUCUCCGGCGAGGUCUCUUUCGCGGGCUCGGCUGUGCGGCCCGAGCAGGUGCACCUCACGUUCUCCGAUAGGGCCGACGAGAUGCGGGUGAUGUUCGUGUGCGCGGACGCCGGAAAGAGGGCCGUGAGGUAUGGGCUUGAGAAGGAGGAGGAGAAGGGCUGGACGGAGAUGGGCACGGAGGUGAGGACGUACGAGCAGAAGCACAUGUGCGACGCGCCGGCGAACGACAGCGUAGGGUGGAGGGAUCCGGGCUUCGUCUUCGCUGGCCUCAUGAAUGGGUUGGAGCCCGGAAGGAGGUACUUUUACAAGCGGCAGCAGAUUGUUCUUCCAGUAGCUUGCCCAGCGGAGGAGCCGGCCGUCAUCCCGAGCGGCGCGCUGUUCUCCAUGUCGUCAGGUGACUUGCUGGAGCUCGACGACAAGCAGUGGUUUGGCGGCAUGGUUUCCGGGUCGUACUACGAGAGCUUGGCGCAGGGGAUGCUCAUCGAGCCGCCGGACGCUGGAGCGUGGCGAGAGGACAGCAAGCACAGCGGCAUGGCGGAGACGCAGACGCCCUGUGGAGUUAAUCGUUCAGCUAAGUAGAGCACAGUUAUACUCUACAUAGUACUAGUUGUGUUGCGUUCUUCCCAAUUUGGGAAGAAACAGAGGAGGCACUUUGUUCCUUAAUUGUGUGUAUAGCAAGUUUCCGAUUUCCAUUUUUUGAGAGAAAGGGCUAGAUUGCUUAUUUGCAUCCAUCAAUUAUUGUUGUCCAUGAAUCAAAAUCCAUUUGCUGUUUGAAAGGGCCAGAUUGCUUAUUUGCUUAUCCACAAAAUUUCACAAA